CUUUGUGUAGACGUGGAGUGUAGAAUUUCGCAUUAAAUACGCCAAAUAUUUACGUACAAUUAGUAAAAUACACGUGAAAAUGUCGGUAAACGUGUCCCUAACUAAGAAGCAACCACCCAGGCAGCUGAGAGAAAGAAAACAAAAGAAACUAUAUUCCGAAGACUGGGCCGUAGGCGAAGAAGAUAUAGAAGGUCUUCGGACCUUCAAUCUACAAGAAAAACUCGAAGACCCUGCUUUCGCGUCACACAAUAUUGUCAAAGAAAUGCAUGGCAGCGAACUAAACGUCGCAUAUUUCCAAAGACAUGGCUUCAGUACGCCAUUACUCUUCAAAGAAAAGACUGGAUUGGGUCUACGAGUCCCAACAUCAAAUUUUACAAUAAACGACGUACGGAUGUGCGUGGGUUCUCGGCGGGUGUUAGACGUUAUGGAUGUGAAUACGCAAAAAAAUAGUGAGAUGACCAUGAAAGAAUGGCAAAAAUAUUACGAAGAACCCGAAAAAGACAAGCUUUUAAAUGUGAUAUCUUUAGAAUUUUCCCAUACUAAGUUAGAAAAUUAUGUACAAAGUCCAACAGUAGUCAGACAAAUAGACUGGGUAGACUGCGUAUGGCCUAGGCAUUUGAAAGAAAGCCAAGUAGAAGCUACAAACGUAUUAGAAGAAAUGAAAUAUCCUAAAGUUCAAAAAUACUGCCUUAUGUCUGUCAAAGGCUGUUACACAGAUUUCCACGUAGACUUCGGAGGGACAUCCGUAUGGUAUCAUAUUCUAAAAGGUGGAAAAGUUUUUUGGUUAAUUCCCCCUACAGAACACAAUCUCGGACUAUACGAACGUUGGGUUCUCUCGGGUAAACAAUCAGACAUUUUCUUCGGCGAUACAGUGGAAAAAUGCGCCAGGAUAGUUUUGCACGAAGGAAACACCUUCUUCAUUCCCACGGGAUGGAUACACGCCGUGUACACUCCGAUGGAUUCGCUAGUUUUCGGCGGGAAUUUCUUACAUUCGUACGGAAUUGACCAACAGUUGAAAAUAGCUCAAGUUGAAGAUACAACGAAGGUCCCUCAAAAAUUUCGCUAUCCAUUUUUCACAGAAAUGUUGUGGUACGUAUUGGAACGGUACGUACACUGCUUAUUAGGAAAUUCGCACUUAACGACCGGCCAAGAUGCUCCUAUACCGCCAGAUAGGCCUCAUAUACAUCUCACGCAAGCGGAACUGCAUGGUUUAAAGGAAAUAGUUUUAUACCUGCAUAUGUUACCGUCGCAUAAGAAAAGCGUUCCAGAUCUUUUAAAAGAUCCCAUAUCAUUAAUACAGGAUGUCAGAACACUGAUUGGGCUUCACAGACAGGAUAACAGAGAACUGGCAGUUACGGAUCGGGCCAUUCUUGCAGUUCCUGACGAUGAAAAAGGAAAGAUUCCAAGUCCAAGGGGUCCGUAUAAUAAAGGAAGCAUGCAAAAACCUCCUCGGCCUCCCUUUAAAGGACCUAAAGUUGCUGGAGAAAAAGGUGGACCUCGAAGACGACGUACAAGAUGUAAGAAGUGCGAAGCGUGUCAACGUAGCGAUUGUGGUGAGUGCAGUUUCUGCUUGGAUAUGGUGAAAUUCGGCGGUCCGGGAAGAGCGAAACAGACUUGCAAUAUGAGGCAAUGCUUGCAACCGAUGCUGCCAGUGACAGCUGCUUGUUCGCAUUGUGGAUUGGACGGAUGGAUGCAGACGCCCGUGACGCCGCUUCAGAAAGGACCACAACGGUGCGAGAGUGCCAGCAAUCUCAUGGAAUGUUCGGUUUGUUACGAGAUAGCUCACCCUCAGUGCGUCCAGCGACUUUGCCCCGAAUUUACAGGAUUCAUAAACGAAGACAUGCCAAAUUCCUGGGAAUGUCCUAUGUGCUGCAAACUCGGAAAAAACACAGACUACCGACCAAGACAUUUCCGCGCGCGACAGAAAUCUUCAGAUAUCCGCAGAAUGUCGAUCAGUUCAGACGCCUCUAGUGCUAUAGACAAUAAAACCAACCAAGAACAAAUGUCGGAUUCAGGGAGCGAUACGGAACACAAAGAUAUUAAAGAAUUGUUACCAAUUAAGAAGAGAAGAUCUAGUGAAGGUGCGGAAAUAGAAAGUAAAAGUUUGUCGCCCGGUGACCCCCCUCGAAAAACCGCGUUCAGAAUGCAGCUAGCCCACCAAAUAGUCAAUAACUCUACGAAAGUGUUAAAGAAGCCUAUGGUAGUAGUUAGACCCGCGUCUAUAGUGUCCACACCAGUAUCUACAACUAAUCUAGCCAUGGACAAACGUUGUAUGCUUCUAGUCUUCAGAUAUAUGUCGCCCAAAGAAUUGCUUACUUGCGCUUUAGUGUGCAAAACUUGGGCAACCUUUACAGUAGCUCCGUGUCUGUGGAGAAAAAUGUCUUUCAACCGAAAACACAUAUCGUCGGACAUUUUAAAAGGUAUUGUAAGGCGACAACCCGAAUGUCUUUGCCUCGACUGGUGCCAUAUUAAUAAAUUUCAACUACCUUGGUUGAUACAACGCUUGGGUCAACUUAAAGAGCUGUCACUUGUUAGUAUAAACGUCAAAACAGCUAUAUCGUUGAAGUCGAACCAUUCCGCCGUGUUAGUAGCAUUAGACAUUAGUUUUAUUUCAGAUUUUAAUGACUCUGCUUUAAGGGAUAUCAUCGGACCGAAUAGCGAUUCUCGGACUAGUCUCCCUUCAGAAAAAAUUCGUUUCCGAAAUCUAAAAGACUUGAAAUUAGCAGGUACCGAUAUUACCGACAUAGCGAUGCGGUAUGUCACUCAGUACUUACCGAAACUUCAACACCUUAGCUUAGGUAUGUGUCCUCGGAUCUCCGACGCGGGAAUAGCCCAACUAAGCACGAAACCCGCCAACACAGUAACAAAUCUCGUUAGUUUAGAUUUGAGCCAUUCCAAAUUAGUGACCGAAACGAGUCUAGAGCACCUCUCUAAAUGUGAAAACCUCGUUAGAUUAGAUUGUAGGCACUCGCUGCAGAUUUCUACACAAGCGCUCAUCAAAUUCGCGGCUAAAAGUGACAAGAAUCUGCAAGUUAGGGAAAUUAAGUUGGUAGACGUGCGACAGAAGUAAGUUCUGCAUAGAAACUUUUGCGAUGUUUGUUUUGAGUAGCUGUAUGGUAUAUUUUUUGCCUGAUUGAUAAAUAUUUUUUGCAUUUGUAAGAUCUCAAAUGUGUUUGUUUCUCUUAGUAAAGCAAAGUGUUUAAAAUAUCCUGUUUAAAGAGUUGCAUUCGAAAAUCAGUAGGUGAAGGCUACUCCAGAGAGUAUAUUGAGAACGGAUGUACAUUGAUUUUCUAAGCCAUAUUACAUUUUGUAGAUGAACAAAAUAAUUAAAAAGACUUUACUCACAAUAUAUUUACUAAGUUCAGGCUGUAAGUACACAACUGAACAGGUAGACAACAUGAAGUGCUAUUAAAAAUUAUGUCAAACGUUUUAUUUAACACGUCAAAAACUUAUAAUGUUUAGAUCUGAAAGGAGCUGAAGGAUGAUUGAUGUAAAGGAAAAAAAUAAACGCCUUUAUUGAGUUAUUUAAAUUAUUUAUUGUUCAUUAUAAGACCCAGUUUCUAAACGUAAGUAUAAAACAAGAAAAAUUAAUCGAAUGUGAGAAAACCACAAUAAUUUUGGGAAUUACUUCACUAAAAUCUUUAUUUAAAGAAAUCCUUUAUAAAAGGUAUAAUAUUCUAAAAAAAAGACCCUUUCGGGCUACAUCAC
Diabrotica balteata is the source of this 3708-nucleotide messenger RNA. The record is from the annotation of a GenBank genome assembly. Lineage: Eukaryota; Metazoa; Arthropoda; Insecta; Coleoptera; Chrysomelidae.